Messenger RNA from Phasianus colchicus (ring-necked pheasant), 3869 nucleotides. RefSeq names its product pleckstrin homology domain containing B1 (gene PLEKHB1). Gene Ontology annotation, biological process: regulation of cell differentiation. Lineage: Eukaryota; Metazoa; Chordata; Aves; Galliformes; Phasianidae. Gene Ontology annotation, cellular component: membrane. The record is from RefSeq and is a predicted model, not a curated record.
AGGCAUUCAAGGCCAGGCUGGAUGUGGCUCUGGGCAGCCUGGGCUGCUGGUUGGCGACUCUGCACAUAGUGGGGGGAUUAAAACAAGAUGUUCAUUGUGCUCCUUUGCAACCCAGGCCAUCCUAUCAUUCCAUGAUCCUAUGCAAAGCAUUGGGUGCAAUCACACCAAGGGCCUGGCUGACACCAGCCAACGUUUGAGCCAAAGCUUUGCUCUUCCUUAUGGAAAUCUUCUUCCUAAUUCAGAACGAAGCAACCCCAAGUCUAAUUUCAGACCAUACAGCUCUAUCCAAAAGGCACAACACAGCUGAGCUGAUACCCGGCAUCAUGGAUUGAUCCAAUUCCUUCUGCUGCCCAACACAGCAAAGCCAGCACCAGAGAGGGAGGGAAGGAGGGAGGGCAGGAGGGGAUGGGCUUUGGGUGAACAGCCUGCCAGAAUGGAUGUGGGUUUUGCAUGCAGGGCUGUCCAAUGCUUAACGAACAUCUGUAUCAGCAGCCCAGCCCUGGCUAUAAAUAACCCGAGUUGGAUUUUAAGCCCUGCAAUGCCAACCAGCCCCAGGGAUUUUGGGCACUGCUGGGGUCAGCCAUAGGGGAUGUGUCCCUUCCUGAGCUGCACAGGGCUCCGUAUGCAUCCUGCACAUCUGUAUGAUGCUCCUUGCAUCUGGAUUUGCUCACGGCUUGUCCCUCACUGUGCAGUUCCAGGCAGGGUGGCUAUGGGGACCUGCUUCCCCAAAACAUGCAGUUUUAUCCCCUUCCCAUUGCAGGUUUUGGCAGAAGGGGCUGAAUUGAUGACCCCAGAUGCUGUUCUGCAGAGCCAGGGCAUUGCUGACUUCCCCCCACCUCCUCCUGCCUUAUGAACCCCCAAACCUGGCGUUAGACUGGGGGUAUCCCUGCAGAAGGUGUUUCCCCUCCCACUUCUCCAGCCCCCAGUGCUGGGAUUCCACAGAGGAGUUAAGCAACUUGACCCCCUCCCCAGCAUCCUCUGUGUACCCCAUGGCCUCAGGGCUCCGUUCCGAGCUGUGUCCCCCAGAAGACCCCCCCGCCAUCACCCAGAGCACACUUGGAAUUCCCAGCUGCUUUUUUUUUUUUCCCCAUUCACCCAACCACGCGGCCAUUCCAUCUGUGUGAUGCUGUGUGCAUCACAGGGGGUUAUCAGGGCUCUGGAAUGGGGGAGGGACCCUCUGUGCAUCCCCACUUUUUGGGGCUCUCACAUUCAGGCAGUGACUCUCAGCCCAACCCUGACCCCACCUCUGCUCUGUGGGGUGGAGGUGAUGCUGUGACCCCCUCCAGGAUCACUCACCCCAUCCCACCCGCAGCAUCCUCAGGAUCACCAACCCCACGAAAUGCUUCGAGAUCUCAAAUUACCCCCAAAUGGCCAUUUUUCCUAAGAGCCCCACAGCUCCUUUAGGAUCGUUACCCAGUGUCGGACUACAGCUCCCAGCUCGCUGUGCGUGCGGCGGGGACGGGCGGAGGGAACGCGAGCGGGAGCGGAGCGCAGCGGGGAUCUGCUGUGCUGCUGUGUACGGCAGGAAAACAAAACAAGUGCGGCCGCCGUUCGGCGUGGAAAGUUACCGGGGCCGUGGGGAGGGAGCGCCUGUUUUCAUCCGCGUCCCGGAUUUCUCCAUUUACCUCCACGGGACGAUAAUCCCUAAAUCCCAACGAGAUUAAAGGCACCAAGAAAGAAGGUCCGGAAGCCCUCCCGUGGCCAUGGCACUGGUGAAGAGCGGAUGGCUGUGGCGGCAGAGCUCCAUCCUGCGCCGCUGGAAGAGGAAUUGGUUUGUCCUCUACCUGGAUGGCAGCUUGGUGUACUACCACGACGAGACGCAGCGCGACAUGGACGGGCGCAUCCACAUCAAGUACAGCUGCCGCGACGUGCGGACCGGCCGCGAGUGCCGCGACGUGCAGCCACCCGAGGGGAAGAGCCGCGAGUGCCUGCUGACCAUUGUGCUGCGGGAUGGCUCCAAGACGACGCUGUGUGCUGAAAGUGAGGACGAUGCCAUUGCAUGGAAGAUGGCAGUGCUGGAGGCGAAAUCCACCCCGGUGCAUGUCUAUGACCCCUAUGAUGAUGACUACUACCAGACGGUGCCCAUCGACUCCCACCAGACCGCCUACAUCAGCUCUGGCCACUACGGCCACCAGUAUGGAGCCCCCGGGGUGACCCACGUCAUCGUGCGCGAGGAUCCCUACCGCGUCUCCGGGGACCAGAUGGCCUUGGGGCUGCUGGCUGGGGCUGCCACUGGUGCAGCCCUGGGCUCCUUCAUGUGGAUGCCAUGCUGGUUUUAGUGAACCCUUUGGCUCCCCAACCCGAGGUAAUACAUCCCUGGCUUGGCACCCCCCGGAAAUCAUCUUUUUGGGACAAAGGGGAGCAACCCCCUCCCGCCCACCCACGGCUUUUGCAUCAGAUAACCCACACAAGCCCAAAAACCUAAGCCAAGACCCUUCGCUGCCCCAGAAAAACUGCUGAGAAUGGGAGGAUGUGGCCCCGCAGCCUGGCACCAUCCACCACCCCAAAUCUCUAGCUGCAGAAAUACCUGAAGUUUUUUUUUGGGAUGAGUUUGGAGGGUUGCUGCUCCCAGUAGCCAUUUCAGGGAGGCAGCCAGGUUCUCCUUACAAAACUGCUUUUUUGAAGGGUCUUUUGGGGAGAGGCACCAGCACCACAGUGUUUUUUUCCCCAAAACUGCAGCCCUGAGGAAGGGAGAAACCAAUCUGCAAAUGCCCAUGGGUGCCAGGGUAGGAAACGGGCACAGGGCUGGUGUGAAGAAUGAGAGAAUGGAGGAGGAUUUGAGUGCAAGGGGGGGAAUGAGAACCCUCAUCCCAUACUCAGAGACCCCCAUACACAUGAGCAGCUCCAUGCCUUUGUCUGGCUUUCAGGCUCACUCCAGUCCCUGGGGCUGAGCAAACUCAGGAACUGGGGACAAACCCUUGUGAACUGGGGUCAACAACCCAGGAACUGGGAUGGGAACUUCAGGAACCUGGAACUGGGAUGGAAACACUGGGAAUAGGAAUGGGAAUGCAAGAAUUGAACUAAGAGCAGAGAUUGAGAUGGGAACCCCAGGAAGUGAGGUGGGAACUCAGGAAUUGGGAAUUCCAGGAAAUGGGAUGGGAACACCAGAAGUGAGAUAGCAAUGCCAGGAAGUGAAACGGGAAUCCAGGAACCAGGAUGGGAAUGCAAGAAUUGAAUUGAGUACACAAUUAAGAAAUUAAGAAUGGAUCCCCAGGAAGUGAGGUGGAAAUGUAGGAAUUGUGAUGGGAAUCGAGGAACUGGGAUGGGAACACAGAAAUUGAGAUGGGAACCCCAGGAAGUGAGAUGGGAACCUAGGAAUUGGGAUUGGAAACCGGGAAUUCAAAUAAGAACCCUGGAAUUGGGAUGGGAAUGCAAGAUUUGGGAUGAGAAAAGCCUUGGCCACAAUGGGGCUUCCCCAGCCAUCACCUAGCAGCAGCAGCUCCAGGAAGGACGCACAGCACUGAGGUUUUGGGGAAUGGGAAGAGCUCCUUGGGCACUGAGGCUUUGAUUUGAGGUCGAUGCAUGGGGACGGUCACUUAGGGUGGCUCCAAACCAGAGCAGUGCACAACAGGGCCACAUUCACACACUGAGCAGCACCAGGAGCAUCACUGCAAGAACUCUGAUAUGAAAUAAACAGCUCAAGAAAAAAAAAAAAAAAAAAGACUGAAAACCACAAGUAGGAAACCAACAGCAGCACCAGCAACUGGCCCAUUCUUUGGGCAAAGCUUCGUCUCCUCGGGGCUCGGGAUGUCCCCUGAUGUCACCCUCAUCCUUUCCCCGGCCUUCCUCACAUCACCACUGCUGCAAACCCAAUCCUGCAACCACUGUUUUUUGGAGAAAAUUAAAAUAAAAAGGCUAAUAAAAGUGGC